Molecule: messenger RNA, 297 nt
Organism: Fomitiporia mediterranea MF3/22
Lineage: Eukaryota; Fungi; Basidiomycota; Agaricomycetes; Hymenochaetales; Hymenochaetaceae
Exons: 1
Source: RefSeq, a predicted model, not a curated record
AAAGGAGUUAGAACUAUUUGUACAGAAGUGUCAAAUGAAUAUGAGAAAGAGACAGGCAAGCUUGUCACUCUCAAUUAUAAUACACUUCUAAGACAUGCUUCUGGAAAAAAAUCUUUAAGUAAGUUUAAUGAGGAAAAAGGUUGGCUCUUACCUAAAGAAGUAGAUAAACUUAUUCAACUUACUGAAGAGUUUUCUGAAAGAGCUAUACCUCUUACUCAUAAAACACUUAAAGAGGCAGCAGAGCAUGUAUUAAAAGCUAGACUUGGAAAUGAUUUUACAGGUCUAGGUACUAACUGG